Molecule: messenger RNA, 1380 nt
Organism: Ostreococcus tauri
Lineage: Eukaryota; Viridiplantae; Chlorophyta; Mamiellophyceae; Mamiellales; Bathycoccaceae
Product: Multi antimicrobial extrusion protein
Exons: 1
Coding region: 1-1380 (459 amino acids)
Biological process (GO): transmembrane transport
Cellular component (GO): membrane
Molecular function (GO): xenobiotic transmembrane transporter activity; antiporter activity
Source: RefSeq, a predicted model, not a curated record
AUGAGAGAGAUGAAACUGCUCGGUAUGUUUUGCGCGCCGUUGUUGGCGUCGAAUUUGAUAUCGCCGCUGCUGACGAUGACGGAUACGGCGUUCGUGGGGCGGUGCGCGGGGGAGGCGAGCGCGGUUUCGCUCGCGGCGCUCGGAGUGUCGACGCCCCUGACGGAUUACACGGUGUCGCUCUUCGCGUUCAUCACCGCAGGGCUGACGUCUAUCGUGAGUCGAGGCGUGGCGAGUGGAGAGAACGAGGACGAGCUGAACGGUAAGGUGUAUGGAGCGCUCUUCAUCGCCUUUGUGAGCUCAAUCGCCGUGGGGGCCUUGCUCGUCACUCGGGCAGAGUCGUUAUUAGAUUUAUUAAGCGUCACGGGAGAGGUGAAGCCAAUCGCGGCGCAGUACACUCGAAUUCGAGGAUUGGCGAUGCCCGCCGCGUUCAUGACGGCGUCCCUCUACGCCACUCUGGUGGCGAGGAAGGAUACCAUCGGGCCGCUGAUGUGCGUCGCGCUCGCGGCGGUUGUGAACUUUGUGGGUGAUUAUUUCAUGGUGGCCGUGUUUAAUACCGGUGCUGCGGGCGCGGCGUGGGCGACAACGGCGUCGUUGUACACUGGACUCAUCGCGAUCACGGUCAUUCUCCGGCGACGCGGGUUGUCAAACUUUCCGCCAAAGCAAAAUUUCGGAGACGGUUCGGUUCCAUUUUUUCGCGCGAUGAUUCCGACGAAGGCGCAGGUGGCGCCCGUGAUGGCGUUCUUCGGCCCCAUCACAUUCUUGGUGGCGGCUCUACUGGCGAUUUACACCUCGCAGAUUCUCCAGGCGAAUUCGCUCGGAGUAACGGUGUCCGCCGCGCACAGAAUCGCUGCGACGCUCUUCUCGCUGACCGUUCUGUGCGGUGAUCCCUUGGUGCAAGCCGGCCAGGCGUUCAUGCCAGAGCACUUCAUCAAGCCGUCCAGGGCGGACGCUCGGAAGAUGGCGAUGAUACUAUUCCAGUUCGGUCUCUUUACGGCGGCUGUCUGCUCGUCUUGUUUUGCCGCCUUUUGCUAUCUCGGCGCUGGCGUCUUCACCACAGACGCCACCGUCAUCGCCUCCCUUCACAGGGUCGUGCUUCCGAUGUCUAGCGCCGUCGUGGCUAAUAUCCUGUCCAAGUCGCUCUACGGCGUCAUGGUCGCCGCGCGCGCGCUCAAUUUCCUCGCCGGUCUCACCGGUCUCGGACUCCUCGGUUUCGGUUUCGCCAUGCGUUACCUCAACUCGCACGUCUUCGGGCACGCCAAGUAUUCGUACAUCUGGUGGAUCACCGCCGCGUACUACGGCCUCGCCGUGCUCGUGAUAUUCGCCAGGAUCAACGGGAUCGGGUUCAAGAGCAUCCUGCGAGACGAUGCCCCCCUUCGCUGA